AACGUGGGUAAAAUAUUGACAGUAGUGCCCCGGGGACAGUGCCAUCAGUCCCCUCACCCUGUCACCGUAGUCGACGCACUCAUACGAGCUACCUGUGACACCUAGGAAGACCCCUCGUUAGUACAGCUAUGAUGUCAUUCGCGCACUUAAGACAAACAUCCACGCAUCGUCUCGGAGGUAGCUGCACGCAGUCACGACACUUCUUGCUGGUCACAGUAUAUGGGUCAAACGUGUCAGUACGGUCAUCACUGCUUACCCACUAAACAAUCAGCGUUCAUCAUUUUGUCAUUUACAUAACAAGACUAUUUUGCACCAGGGCAUUGUUUUGGAGAGGGAGGAUGAUGCAGACACUGGUGUUUACUUGCCUUACUGUGCCAUCUUCGGCACCAAACCUUAACUUUUCUUGUGGUUUUACGAUAAAACAUUGCUUCAGUUCUGACAUUGUUUGAGGGACGAUAGCUUUAUUUAAUUCUGCUACCAAUUUCAAGAUACGAAGGAAAAGAACUGGCAUACGACAUUCUUGAGAUUGUACUCAUUUCGUGGUGGUCACUUUGUAUUCACUUAUCCAUCCCAUCAUCAAUCGGACGACAAACAUCCUGUAAGAGAGUCCAAAUACCGACCUAUACAAUUAUCUCAAAACAUCGACCCAACUAAGAAAUCACCGUGGAGUUUGAUCAAUCCAAAAUGGCGCCUAUCAGCAAGAAAGUCCCCAUCAAGCCCAUUCUUCCGUCGUGCCGUGUGUGCGGCGAUGAGGCAUCUGGGAUACAUUACGGGGUGACUUCAUGUGAAGGGUGUAAAGGGUUCUUCAGACGUUGCAUCGGGAACAAAACCCUCAUCGUGCAGUGUCAGAAAGAAGGCCAUUGUGAGAUUGGCAAGAAUACUAGAGGGCGCUGUGCUCACUGCAGAUACCAGAAGUGUCUUGCAGUCGGCAUGUCUGUGCAUUCUGUUCGUGUAGGACGUUAUUCUAAGAAACAGAAGAUGAAAAACCUUGCCGAGAUCCAGAGUCUGGCUACUCCUGAGCAGAUUGUUGAGCGGGAAAGAAAGGACCGAGAAAUUUACGCUCUCAUUCAGAAGGUUGUAAACGCUCAUGACGUCACCAGCUCUAAGAUGACAACAACAGCACACAUCAAACUGAAGCAAGACUCCCAACAGAUGCAUCCUGAUAGACUUCCUGUAGACCUGUCAGCCCUAUCCCUUCCUGGAGCCAAUGUUUGGUCCCACUUCUUGGAUGAACCUUGUGAUCUUGGAGACUUGUACUCUAGGAUUUGUACCGUCAAAGGAUACCUGACCGACGUCCUCACUCCCUCUGUUGUGAAUGUGGUGCAAUUCAGCAAGAAUCUACCCGGCUUUUGUGAUCUUCUGCAGGAGGAUCAGAUGACUCUUCUCAAAGCUGGUUUCUUUGAGAUCUGGCUCCUGCGGACAUGCAUGGAAAUUGCCUUCACGUCAGAUUCAGUGUCCUUUGGUACGGAGCAUGGGUACACUAUGUCCCAUCUUAGCAUGCUUGGCUGUGAUUACAGAUUCUGGGACGAGCUCUUCGAUUUCUCCAGGAGCUUCAACAAUCUCCAGCUGAUCAAGGAAGAAAUUGCUCUCUUUACCACCGUUGUUCUUUUCAGUCCAGAUCGCCAUGGCCUAGUAGAACCUAGUAAAGUAGAAGUACUUCAAGAUCGUUAUCUCGAAUGCCUCAAGAGGGAAGUGACAAGAAGGGACUGGAAGAACAAGCAACUCUUCGCAAGGCUCCUGAUGCAGGCUACAAAUCUACGGGCAGUAUCCGCAAUCUUCUUUAAGAGCACGUCCGAAUUCAGGCACGCAUGGCCUUACAUGGAGAUUCCUGCGCUUCUGCAGGAGAUUCUCAACUAUGACUGCUGAUAAGGCAAACGACAUAUUAUAUGUUGAUAGACAUUAUGUAUAUGAAUUGGCUGCGAGGGUUUACCUCUAUGUGUGCAAUGUUGUCUUUGCACGUGCAUGUGGCCUGCAUGGCGUUAGGACACUUGACUGUGAUGUUCUUUUUGACUUGUCCUUGGGUCUCACUUGUUAAAAGGAUGGUACCACUCAUUUAUUGAUAUUUGUGUUAUGUGUAACGGUUUGCUUUGCUUGGCCUUAACGCAUCUUUAUAGUGAUCAUUGUGUGGUAAAGUAGAAUUGCUACAAAUGUACUAUGAACAAAUUGUGUGGAAAUCGUCGGCCUGGUGCAGACGAUUUUUACACUACAAGUUCCUUGUAUUUGUUUUAAUAUCUUAAUUCUUACUGUAGCCGUUAUGGCACAGUUUCAUUCUAGAUAGCUGUAGUGAUAGGGGCAUGAUCAGUCUGUACUAGGGUAGGUUUUUAGCAUUCAUCUUCUGCUGGACAGAUUGAAUUUAGCGUCUAGAUAACAGCAUGAAGUGCAUGUUGAGUGUCUUAAUGACGUUUAAGCACUGUUGAACAGUGAGAAUAGUCCAACAUUCAGUCUGUUUCUGGUUAGAGACCAGCUGACCCGAACGUAUGACGAUAUGCAUUCAUAUAUGUACCAUGACUAUGUGUAACAUUGUUUGUGUAUCAUACUCUUGGAAGGAAAGUCUGUUGUUUUGUAUGUAAGCCAAAGAAAAUUCUUAUGUAACGAUGAUUUUUGUACAUAUUGCUAAAUCAGGGUGAAAGUAUAUAUAUUUGUGGAUGGUGUAGAUAUGGUUGGAAAUGCUAAAUACACCAUGACAUGUGAAAAACAAAGAUGUAAAUAAGAUAUAUUUUAUCUAUAUGAAACCUCAUUGAGACUGAAUUUUAUCCGACUUGAAAUAAAUAAAAGAUUUAUAUAUCAGUUCACUCGUCAGGAAGCUGAAAAACGAGAAAAUGCUUUUGACCCUCCUAAGAUUCAUUACUUCUAUUCAGGC
Messenger RNA from Lytechinus variegatus (green sea urchin), 2860 nucleotides. RefSeq names its product ecdysone-induced protein 78C-like. The transcript has 6 exons. The record is from RefSeq and is a predicted model, not a curated record. Lineage: Eukaryota; Metazoa; Echinodermata; Echinoidea; Temnopleuroida; Toxopneustidae. Gene Ontology annotation, biological process: negative regulation of transcription by RNA polymerase II; positive regulation of transcription by RNA polymerase II; hormone-mediated signaling pathway. Gene Ontology annotation, molecular function: zinc ion binding; nuclear receptor activity; RNA polymerase II cis-regulatory region sequence-specific DNA binding. The coding region runs from base 685 to 1866 and encodes 393 amino acids.